UGGUGUAUCAACAGCAUGCAAACAGAUAAAUACACACACACUUUGUUUGCGACAUUUGAACUGUUGACUAGGCACAUGGACAGCCCGCACACUUAUUUGCAAUCUUUAAACUCUGAAGACCAGACACGUGGACAGUGUCAGAUCCAAUGUUGUACAAAAUAAAGAAGAGAGAGCGACCUAAAACUCCUAAACAUUGAGGACAGCGUGCACUGGGACCUUGAUGGAACAACACAGAGAUACGACUGAAUAAAUACCAGAUAAUUACUCAUGGAGAGUUUUACAACCUUCCCCCUGUCCUCUGGCAAUCACAGCAGUCGCACCAACAGCACAUGUUCCCGUGACAAUGUUCUGAAAACGGUGGUUUUUCCGGUUCUCUACUCCUUUCUCUUUCUGGUCGGGCUGACCCUUAAUGGGGUGGCGGUGUGGGUGUUUUUUCGCAUCCCAUCCAAGUCUCACUUCAUCAUAUACCUGAAGAAUAUUGUGGUGGCAGAUGUCAUCAUGACCUUAACAUUCCCUUUCAAGGUGUUAUCAGACUCCAACAUCGGCUCGACUGGGCUGCGUAUAUUUGUGUGUCGGGUCUCCUCAGUGCUCUUCUACCUCACCAUGUACAUCAGCAUCCUCUUCUUCGGCCUCAUCAGCAUCGACCGCUGCAGGAAGACCCUCAAGCCGUUCAGGGGGACUAACGCUGCCCGGUUAGCCCGUCGCAAAGUCCUCUCAGGGGCCAUCUGGACGUUCCAGCUCAUUCUCUGUCUACCUAACGUGUUCCUGACGAGUAAAACGCCCAAGUCUCCAUAUUUUAAGUGCAGUGAACUGAAGAGCGACGCUGGGCUUUACUGGCAUGAGGUUGUGAAUUAUGCCUGUCAGGUCGUUUUCUGGAGCAACCUGGUGACUGUGGUGGUUUGCUACACUCUAAUCACAAAAGAGCUGUACAGAUCCUACUCCCGCACCAAAUCUCAGGGCACCGGGGCAACUAUUUGUAAAGCAUCAAGUGGAGGCACCAUUCGAAAGCCAGGACAGGCUAAAAGAAAAAUGAGCGCAAACGUGUUCCUGGUUCUGGCCGUGUUCUUUGUGUGCUUUGUGCCGUUUCACUUUGCCCGCGUGCCGUACACGAUCAGCCAGACCCAUGUGGUUAUGUUUGACUGCAAACUCAAACUCUUCUUCUUUCAGCUGAAGGAAAGCACGCUCUUCCUCUCAUCCUCAAACUCUCUUCUGGACCCUCUCAUCUACUUCUUCCUCUGCAAGUCCUUCCGGACCACUCUGUUCAAGACCCUGAAGCUGCCGCAUGGUACCUGUAGCAGGCUGCUAAAGAGAGGGUCGGACACGGACACAGACAGCACGCCUAUGAGAGACUCCUCUGUGUGUACAUAGGGCCAUUACAAAAAAUAAAGAGGUUUUGUUUUUAACAUUAUGAAAGACAAAGUGACCUAUUCUCUCACUUGUGUUCAUCCCCAUGUUGACAGUCAUUCCUAAAAACCAACAUGAAAUGACUAUUGCAGAGCAUAUUCAUGCUGAUGAAAAUCACAAAAUGAUUACAUUAACAUAUUAAAACCAUGAGACCAUGAGAAAUGUAAUCGUGCCUCUUUUUAACAGUCAGGUGUAUCACUUGAAUAUUGAACGUGAAUAUUUGCCCUAAAAAUGUAAACAAAGGCUGUUUUGGUAACGUUCUGUCAAUCUCCUCAUCUGAUAGCCUAUACCUGCCAUACUGCAGCAGUAACUGCAGUAUGGCAGUAAAUGUAUUUCCUGUUAGGAAAGAGAAGUCAAGAAGCACAGACAUCCACACAAACAUUUUUGAUUGUUGACUUACGACCAAACCUGGAAUGAUUUUUUUAAGGUUGUCCUUUCUGUUCUCUAUUCCACUUAAAAACAACAUCCUGAAGUUCCUCUUUUAGAUUGUCACAACUCUGAAGAAACAGCAUGUAUUCAUUUAAAAAACUGAAGAUAUAACUAAUCCUCCUCCUACCUUUAUAUUUAACCUCAACUUUGACCAAUAAACUCAUGUCAAUAAAGAUCUUUUAUUGUUGAACAUGCAUGAUUCUUUUGGAUAUUCUAACAGUAUAGCAGAUUAAAUUUGAUGUGAACUCUA
Molecule: messenger RNA, 2083 nt
Organism: Labrus bergylta (ballan wrasse)
Lineage: Eukaryota; Metazoa; Chordata; Actinopteri; Labriformes; Labridae
Gene: p2ry12
Product: purinergic receptor P2Y12
Biological process (GO): G protein-coupled receptor signaling pathway
Cellular component (GO): membrane
Molecular function (GO): G protein-coupled purinergic nucleotide receptor activity
Source: RefSeq, a predicted model, not a curated record